AUGCUGCGAUCAACUCUUCUCCUCGCCCUUGCAGGCCUGACUUUCGCGACAGACAGCGUCUACUUCAGCACCCACAAAGCUCAGGAGAAAGGCCUCCCACUGCUUUCUGGCUUCAGUCACCGUCCUCAAGUCCUCAGCCUAGCCGCGUCGUGCGAUGCUGGCAGAAAAGAAUGUGACAAUACCUGUAUCGAAUCGAGCGGAACGUGCUGCAACAAGGGAACUGGGGCCUACUGUGACGACGGCUACCGUUGCCAGUCUACCGGCUGUUGUGAGAACGGAAAAAUAUGUACUGGUCCUCCAACUGGCUGCACAAAGGGUAAAGUGCCCUGCGGCCAGUACUGUAUUCCUGAAGGCAAGGUCUGCUGCCUGUCAGGUUACUGUGACGCUGGUCAGAAGUGCACAACUGAUGGCCAGUGUACUGACGGAAGCUCAUCGGGCUCUGGAGGUAGUGGAGGUUCCUCAGGAGGUUCAUCGGGAGGUUCUGGUAGCUGCCUGAGCUUCCAGGAGACCUGCGGAGACGGCUGUAUGCCCAAAGGGAUGGUCUGCUGUGAUACAGGAUACUGUCUCUCAGGACAGGUGUGUGCUUCAGAUGGCACUUGCAGCUAUGGAUCAAGCAGCGGUGGUGGUGGAAGCAGCGGUGGCUCAGACGACGACGAUGACUCGACAUUCACAUACACUCGAGAGUCCGCAACAUUUACUCUUGACUCGCCCUCAUUCACUGCCCCUUCGAUCGCGCCCAUUCCCACCCUUGACGACGACGGCAAGUUUCCUACAUAUACCUCCGGCCCUGAAGCUACUGGUCUUAGAGCCGGCGGUGACGAUGAUGGAGACAGCAGCAGCAAUAGCAAUAGCGGUGGUGGAAGCAACAGUGGCUCUAUCCUUCUACCUAGCUUCUUCAUGGGCCUGUUCGCCAUAUUUCCACUUCUUCUCUAA
Molecule: messenger RNA, 933 nt
Organism: Fusarium sp. VM40
Lineage: Eukaryota; Fungi; Ascomycota; Sordariomycetes; Hypocreales; Nectriaceae
Source: the annotation of a GenBank genome assembly